AAAUUUAUUACUUUUUCUUUUAUCUUAAUUAUUUGGCCUAUUUAUAAAGUUGUGAAAUUAAUUUAUUAAUAUAUUCUUUCCACUGUUAUUACAAGUUACACAAAAUGGCCUGCGUUGAAAAUAUACCGCCAAGGAAUGUCGACUCAGAGAUGGAGGAAGGCGAAAUAAUAGAUGAACUCGAUGAUCUUUCCGAUAUAUCCUCCGAUGAAGAGUUUCUACUUCGCCAAAGGUUACAUGUUCUGGAAACCUACAACAAUGUCCUUGAAAGAAAGAAAGCCAACAGCAUCUCAGUUGCGUCAGAAUUAGAAGAGACCAGCCCACAAUUGCUAAACACUAAUAGGCAGAUUAAAACUUGUACUAAAGAAAAAGGAAAAAAGGAGUUGACACCACUUCGAAUUUCUGCUCGAAACAAAGAUUACAAAAAAAAGGGACGCCGAAAGAAGAAACUACAAACAAAAAUAAUAAGUGACACAAGUGAAGAGUCAGAUGAUGAAUAUAGAAAUAAAAGAAGAAAAUUGGCUGAUGCAGUUUCAGUACAUAAAAUUAAAAAUGACACAUCUUUAAGUAGUAGACUUAAAAAAAUGCUUUAUAAAUCACAAGAUUUAGUAGAAACCAUAGAUCCUACAUCUGAUAAUUCUAAGGCAGUAGAAGCAGAUAAUUUAAUUAAUUCUCCUAUUCUUGAUGAAAGUUAUAAAUCUAACAAUUUAAUAAGUGAAGCAGAAAAAUUUGUGAAAAAUGCUGUUGAAAUAUGUGAGUUAAUUGAUUUGAGUAAUGAUGAUGAUGUCAAAUCUUAUAAUGAUCAAAAGCAAACACAAGAUACUGUUGAUUCAGGUAUUAUAGAUAAAAAUGGUGAAAACAUUGUAGGUGACUCUGAUGAAGACCUAGAAUUAUUAAGACAAGAUGCACUUAAAACAAAAUCUUCAAAGAUUAAAGUGUCUCAACCACAAAUUGAACCUGAAAAUAAAUUAUUAUCUGAAGAUGAUGAUACAUACACUGCUGAAUUGAGAUUAAUUUGUCUUAAAUCAACUUAUUUAAAAAAAGCAAUUGAAUUGAAAAGAAAGCAAAAGUUAAAGAAAAGGCUUUCUCAGUCUUCCAUUUUACAUGAUGAGUUUAUUAAUGGAGAAGAUAUAUUGUCAAACCAAAUUGAUUCACAGAAUAACACUGAUAUAGAUUCUGUAGAUAUGGACAUAGGAUCUGAUGGUGAUGAAAAAAUAAAAGAGUUAGAUAAUGUUAGUGCCAAAAUUAAUACAGUGAAUGAAGCUAUUAUAAACGGUAAUUAUGAUAAACAUAUCACAAUGAAACCGAAAGAUGACGAGUUGGAGGAUGAUGAAGAUUUGUUAAGAGCCAAAUUGUUGACAUCUUUAAGUAAAAAUUUACCUAAACUCAUAGAUCCAAAUGUCAUAAAUACAAUUAAAGAAGAUACAGAUGAAAAGCAACCAGUUUUAACAGAUAAAAAACAAAUGACUAAAAUAUCAGAGCAAAAGAGGUUUAUUAUCAAACUUGGAGAUUCUGAUUCUGAAGGAGAACAUGAAGCAACAAAAAACUUAACAAAAAUGCAUAUAAAACAACAGCAAUCAGAUUUUAAUCAACAGCUUGAUAUGUUUCUAAAGUUUACACGUAUGCAGGUUGAAAAUAAAGAAAAUCCAAAUACACUACCAGCUGAAACAAUAAAGCCUGCUGAAAAGUUUGUUGCGAAGUCUGUAAAACAUUUGCCUAAAUCUGAACAGAUUGAGUAUAAAAAUUUAGUAAAAAAAAUGGCAGAGUUGGAGAAAAUUAAGAAAGCCAGACAAUCUGCAAUGAAUCUAUUAAAUAAACAGCAAAUUGUCUCAAAACAAUCAUUGAGGCCUCAUAAUGAUUCUAUGGAACCUAUUAAAAAAUCAAACGAUAUGGAUGAACAAAUUGCUAUAUCAAGGAAAAAGAUUGCAGAUGAAUCAUCAAAUAUGCUUAGGCUAAAAGAGGAGGCGACAAAAUUGUCUCAGAAGUAUAAAAUAGCCGCCACUGAACUCAGAAAUAUAACCACCGCCAUUACAUUAAAUAAGAAACAGCAGAAGUCUGCACAGAAUCGGUUAUCAAAAAUAAGAUUGCAACACCUCGCUUUAUUAAAAAGCUCAAACUUUAAACAUUCCAGAAAAAAUAAUGCAGUACAAAUAAUUCAGGCUAAUAAUGAAAAUAAUAAUACAAAUAAAGUACAAAAAGAAAAUUAUACAACUGAGGAAGAACAAAAACACCUGCAGUCAUUAAAGUCUGUGAAAGCUAGUGUUGCCAAUGAUAUGAAGGAUGAUAUAUUCGCUCCAAGGUUGUCUAUUCAAGUGGACAUUACUAAAAAUAAAAAAGUGGUUAGAAUGCCCAAGAGCCCAGUAAAAGAUACUAAUAAUGUAACAAGUACUUUUGACAGUGAAACAACAAAUAUUUCACAUCAAAAUAUGUCAAAUGAAUCUGAGUGCAAAAAUGCUGAUAAGAGUAUACAAAGAAGAAACAGUCGAGAAAUUAUUAAUGACACUGAUGGUAGUCGUAAAAGUGGUGAUAAGAGUAUACAAAGAAGAAACAGCAAAGAAAUAAUUAAUGACAACGAUUUUAGUCGUAAAAGUGCGGAUAAAAAUAUACAAAGAAGAAACAGCAAAGAAAUAAUGAAUGACACUGAUUUUAGUCGUAAAAGUGCAGAGAAAAAUAUACAAAGAAGAAACAGUAAAGAAAUUAUGAAUGACACUGAUUGUAGUUGUAAAAUUUGUGAUAAAACUAUACAAAGAAGAAACAGCAAAGAAAUUAUGAAUGACACUGAUUUUAGUCGUACAACUGCUGAUAAAAACAUACAAAGAAAAAACAGUAAAGAAAUAAGUAAUGACACUGAUUUCAGCCAUAAAAGUGCUGAUAAAAAUAUGCAAAGAAGAAACAGUAAAGAAAUUAUGAAUGACACUGAUUGUAGUUGUAAAAUUUGUGAGAAAAGUAUACAAAGAAGAAACAGCAAAGAAAUUUUGAUUGACACUGAUUGUACUCGUAAAAAUGCUGAUAAAAUUAUACAAAGAAGAAACAGUGUAGAAAUUGUCAAUGACACAAUUCAAGUGCUUAAAUGGAAGAAGAAAGAUGCAGAUGAUUAUAAAUCUCCACUAGAAGCAUUAGAUGCAAGAAAUUGGAAGGAGGACCCGAAUGCCUUUCUAUGCCCUUUCGAAGUCGGAGGAAGUUGCAAGGACCCCGACUGCAAAUAUCUACACCUAAAUACACAGUGAUAACACUGACACACAAUACUAUAUUCACCUAACCACAUACUCAUUGCUCAAACAUAUCCACUAUAUAUUACACAUAUAAACACUACCCUGAACUUAAAUCUCCUCCGACAGCAAACGGAAUCUCCAAUGAUGUGUAAAGUAUACAAAAAGACUUUUAAAUAGCGUCUAUAAUAGAUUUUCAAUGCAUGCAUUCAUCUAUGUUUAAUUCAUAAUUCAUGAAGAUAAUUAUGACCGUUUGUUAAGCGUACAUAUAAUUAUAUAAUAAGUAUUAUAAUUAUCUUAAUCCGAAUUCCAUUUUGUGAUAAUGUAGAUACUAUAAUAAUUAAGGUGAAUGUUAUCAGUUAAUUAAAUGCCGUACUGACUUACCACAGUGCUUGUAGCUGUUUUCAUCGUUCAUAAUAAUGUUUUAUAUUUUCGCACCAAAGAUCUUUAAGAUUUAUAUAUAUAUCUAUUUUUAUCAGACGCCACAUAAUCAGGGUAUACACAUAUCGAUUAAAUUAUUUUGCAAUUUUGUUAUACAUUAAAUGUUUGAAUUGUUUAAUAGGAUUGAUCUGUGUAUGUCUGGUCCAUUUUUUUUUCUUCUAGCAUAUAUGUUGCGUUUUUAGUUGGCGUCGGUGGAGUCGUCUCAUCGUCGGCAGUGGUAAGUUACAAGUAACUAUAUUAGUCAGUAGUGAUCUAAAUAUCCUGCUAACUGACCGGCGACGGAGGCCAGCGUUGUUUAUUGCGGUACGCAAAACUAGCUUUAUGCAAUUUUUUUAUAAUUACCUUAAUAAUUAUAAAACCUAGUGUAUACAAUGUAACAAGUUCUAGUAAAAAUAAAAUAAGUUAUUGUA
Messenger RNA from Achroia grisella, 4057 nucleotides. RefSeq lists its product as uncharacterized. The coding region runs from base 105 to 3224 and encodes 1039 amino acids. The transcript has 7 exons. Lineage: Eukaryota; Metazoa; Arthropoda; Insecta; Lepidoptera; Pyralidae. The record is from RefSeq and is a predicted model, not a curated record.